AGCUAUUUUGUCUUUGUGUGACGCCGUGACCGAGUGUGUGAAUUCAUUCGAGUUCGUGAAUAUUAGUAAUAACAUGCUUAUGUCUGUCGUUUUACUAGAUAUAGUUAUAUAUUGAUUAUUUUGUUACUGUUUACGGGGAAUAACUGAAUACUAUAUACUUCUACUUCUGCAACAUAUAUGUGGAAUUUUUAUAGUGCAUUUGCUGCAGUUCUCAUUGCUCGGGCGUGAUCAUUAACGAAAUUAAUAAACAAGCUUCAAUAAAUUUUCUAAUAUUCAAGUGGCGUCGAAGUGAUAUUUUUAAUUUGUUCAAACAAUAAAAAUUAGAAAAUGCUUGCUGCAACUUUGGCCCAUAAACCUAAAACCUGGUCCGAUAUUUCUUACAGUGGAGUUAGGUUUAAAACAAUAACUCUUGCAGAAAAUUGUGAAGAAUACCUGGCUAUAUCAAACAAAUUUCAUAAUAGAAGAAUUACUAAAAUUGAAAGAAUACAACAUCCUUUUGCCUAUGGCAGAUUUAUAUUAAAAAAGGAUCAACUCAAAUUGGAGGGAUAUGAUUAUAUCACCGAGGAUACAGUUUUCCAUAGUAUUGAUGUUGCUGAUAAAUAUGUAGCUAUUGAAUAUAAUUGUGAUCCUCGACGAUAUUCUGGAAGGUACAAAGGAACCACACCAACUUUUCGAAGCACUCCAGAUAGCUCAGCAAACAUUAUAAUUGUGCUUCAAAAACUUCAGCAGUCAAAUCAAGAGUCUGAUGCAGAUUAUUAUCCAACUUAUAUCGUUGAAUUGGACUAAUUUUUUAUUAUAAUUUUAUUCUAUUUUAUAACAAAAGAUUCAUGAAU
Ctenocephalides felis (cat flea) is the source of this 833-nucleotide messenger RNA. RefSeq lists its product as uncharacterized. The record is from RefSeq and is a predicted model, not a curated record. Lineage: Eukaryota; Metazoa; Arthropoda; Insecta; Siphonaptera; Pulicidae. The transcript has 3 exons. The coding region runs from base 328 to 786 and encodes 152 amino acids.